AUGGCAGCACCAACAGACCAACGGAUUGCAGUCCCAAUAGACGACCCCAAUGCCGACACAGAAUGGAAUGACAUCCUCCGAAAACACGGCGUCAUCCCCGAAAAGCCCCCAUCCCCAACCCCCCUCAUCGAAGAAGCCAUCCUCGAAGCCCGCCGCCUCGCCCACGAGAACCGCCUCGAAGGCAAAGACCUCUCCGACCUCUCCGAUCUCGAAGACGAAGAAGACGAAACCUUUCUCGAACAAUACCGCCAAAAACGCAUGCGCGAGCUCGCCGCCGUAGAACAAAAAUCCAUCCACGGCUCCGUCUACCCCGUCUCCAAACCCGACUACGCCCGCGACAUCACCGAAGCUUCGCAAACCGGGCCAGUCCUCGUACACCUCGCCUCGUCACAAGGCAGCAACGUCGAGUCUCGCGUGCUGGCCGAGUUGUGGCGCCAGGCGGCGCGCGAGUACGGGGAUGUCAAGUUCUGCGAGAUGCGCGCUGACAAGGCGAUCGAGGGGUACCCGGAACGGAACUGCCCGACGAUUUUGAUUUAUCACAAGGGGGAUAUUGUCAAGCAGGUUGUCACGCUCGCGACGGUGGGUGGGGUGCGCAUGGGCAUGUUGGAUCUGGACAAGAUCCUGGUUGAGGUUGGCGCGCUCAAGGAUAAUGAUAUGCGGGUGGUCAAGCGCAGGCAGGCUGCGGAGGACGCCGAGGAGGAGAGGAUUAUGGCUGGUGGGAGCCGGGGUAUCAAGAGCAGUCGGGAUGCUGUGAAACGUGACGAUGAUGACGAUGAUUGGGACUAG
Molecule: messenger RNA, 786 nt
Organism: Dichotomopilus funicola
Lineage: Eukaryota; Fungi; Ascomycota; Sordariomycetes; Sordariales; Chaetomiaceae
Product: Phosducin-like protein 2
Exons: 2
Coding region: 1-786 (261 amino acids)
Biological process (GO): protein folding
Cellular component (GO): cytoplasm
Source: RefSeq, a predicted model, not a curated record